AUGAGCAACAACGAUUUCACUUCAUAUCUAGAAUGCUUUGCUACUGUGAUUCCAAUGAUCAAUAAUAACAUCAAUCAAGAGGUGCCUAAACAUUCUCUCCCACCAUUAUCUCAAAUCAUCACAUCCAUGCCUUCAUACCAACCUUAUCCAACGCCUCAACAACAACAACUCCCAACCCAUCAACUCCAUCAAUCUGGUGUCGCUUCAUUUCAUCAACCAGAACCUGUGAAGAGGGAAGAUUUUUCACCAACAAUAGUUCCUCAACAACAUCAACAACCAAGAACUGCUGGUCCAGCUUCACCAAAAUACUCAUCUAAAGUUGUUGACAAAUGUACAUGUCGUAAUGAAGGUAAUCACAUUCCAAGACCAAGAAAUGCUUUUAUUUUAUUCCGUCAACAGCAUCAUCAAUCGGUUUUAGAUGAAGGUAAUGUUAUUCGUACCAACCCAGAUGUCUCUAGAGAAUUAGGUAAGAGAUGGAGAGAUUUAUCCCCAGAUGAAAAAGAUUACUGGAAUAAGUUGGCUGAAGAGGAAAAAAAGAGACAUGCUGAAAAAUACCCAGGUUAUAGAUACAUUCCAAGAAGAUUUGGUAAGAAGGGAAGUUGUCCAUUCUGUAAGAAUAAACAACAAAAGCAACAACAAACUGAACAACAACAAUCCACACCACCAACCUCAACUUCAACUACACCUGAUGAUGUUAGUAAAGCUUCAAGUUCAAGUGAAGAACAUGCCAUUGCUCAAAGUUUUUUAAGUUUAAGAAACCAACAACCUCAUCCAAAUUACAAUCCCGUUUACUAUCAACCUCACCCAUUAAAUAAUCAACCACAACCUGUUCAAUUUGUUCCAAAUACUUUCCAAUCUCCUGUGUUUUAUCAACCUCAACAUCAACCUCAAAUUCCAAUUCAAGCCCCAAUUCAACCUUUACAACCAGGUAAUACAAAUAACAGUAACUAUACAAUCAAUAGAUUACCUGAAUUAAAGAAAGUAAAUGUUGGUGUUAAAAAAGAACAAUCAGAAGAGUUAGAAAGUCCAUCAGAUAAAUCUAAGAUAUCAUUUGCAAAUAUUUUAAAUUAAGUUAUUUAGUAUGGACAAGACACCAAUGGAAUAUUGUGAUUUUGAAGUGUAUGAGUAAUAUUCUGUUAUGAGAAGGGCAUUGAAGUCACACGAGAAGAAAUAUUUGAAUAAUGAAGAGUUUCGAAUUUAUGUUUCUUGAAGAUGAAUUUAUGAAGUUUAUAGUUUAAGGGGUGCCACUGGUUUUCUUUGUUGAUAGGCCUAGUAUGUUGUCGUUUGGUUUGAAUUUUGUUUUAUAGUACUGCUCUAUGGGUGAUUACUUUGAAGAGUUUGUGUUAUUGGGUUUUUAUUAUUGCAUUUGAUGAGUUUUUUUGAGUCAUAGGUUAUUCAGUUUUGUAUAUGUUUAUAAUCCAAUAGAGA
Hansenula anomala is the source of this 1428-nucleotide messenger RNA. It is a transcript of the gene ROX1, whose product is annotated as Rox1p. Gene Ontology annotation, molecular function: RNA polymerase II cis-regulatory region sequence-specific DNA binding; DNA-binding transcription factor activity, RNA polymerase II-specific. The record is from RefSeq and is a predicted model, not a curated record. Gene Ontology annotation, biological process: anatomical structure morphogenesis; cell differentiation; negative regulation of transcription by RNA polymerase II. The transcript has 2 exons. Lineage: Eukaryota; Fungi; Ascomycota; Saccharomycetes; Phaffomycetales; Wickerhamomycetaceae. The coding region runs from base 1 to 1071 and encodes 356 amino acids.